Dalotia coriaria is the source of this 603-nucleotide messenger RNA. RefSeq names its product spermosin-like. Gene Ontology annotation, molecular function: serine-type endopeptidase activity. The coding region runs from base 1 to 603 and encodes 200 amino acids. The record is from RefSeq and is a predicted model, not a curated record. Lineage: Eukaryota; Metazoa; Arthropoda; Insecta; Coleoptera; Staphylinidae. Gene Ontology annotation, biological process: proteolysis. The transcript has 2 exons.
AUGAUGACCAUAAGCUACGAGCAUGAAAUUAAAACAAUCGAAGAUCUUGCCGAUUCUGAUCUGUACGUUGAAUACGUAAAUCAUCCCCUGUAUAUGAUUGAUGAACAAGAACUUACCAGACACCAUUUGUCAUUUCCAAGUAUGUAUUGCUUAAUUGAAAUUCCUGGUGUGGUUGUUGGAUGGGGACAUACCACAAGCACUGAUAAUCCAUCUGAAGUACUCAAAGAGUUACAACUUACAUUCAGGACUCGAGAGACAUGUGUUUUAGAUGAUGAUUUUAAGAAAUAUUAUAUUUAUGCAAGGGAUAAAAUAUGUGCUGCUGCUAGAAUGGGUGAUAGUGCCUGUCAAGGUGACAGUGGUGGAGGAUUGUUCUUCAAGAAAGGAGGGCGUUAUUUUGUAAGGGGUAUUGUGAGCAUUGGAGCACUUAAAAAACGUGAUAACGGAUGCGAUGCAAAUCAAUCUACACUCUUCACAGGAGUUCAUUAUCAUGCACCUUUUAUUCAGAGCUAUAUAAACGAAGCACGAUUUAAGAAUAAAAUAAGAAUCGUAGGAGGUGCAGUAAACAUUUGUUUUUUCAAAGCCUACCAAUUCAGUGUUUUAUAA